AUGGCUGCAGUCGCAUCAGCUCGGUACAGCAUCCCCCACUGCGCUCCAGUCGCAACUUCUUCCACUAACACCGACAACCAAAAGACCAAGACAGGUCGAGACAGCACAAUCUCGGAGCGCAAGCUCACUACCUCCGCAAGCCCCAGUAUGAGCGACUUCUUCAAUCCGAAUGCGCUGCCCUUCCGCCCGGGCGGCUUCGACCGUCGCGAGCAGAAUUUCGGCACCUUCGAGAACCAACAACUUCCCCCUCCCCCUCCUCCUCCCUUCCAGCCGCCACCACCACCACCGGGAGGGCCUCCAGCACCAUACGGGCCACCCAAUGGCUUCUUCAAUCACGAAUUUGCGCCGCCUCCGCCGCCCCCUCCCCAACCGCCUCAGCAGCCUCCGCACAUGUUCAACAACCAGCAGGCGCAGGCUGAAUUCGCAGGCUAUCAACAAGCGCUGGCAUAUCACCACUGGAUGUUGCAGAAUGGGCACCCGAACCACCCACCGCCUCCUCCCCCAUUCCCCCUAGGACCAGAUGCUUUCGCUGGGCGUCCACCUCCACACAUGCCACUUCAUGGCCAGCCGCCCUUUCGCGGGCCGCCAUUUGGCCAGCUACCAUUCGGACACCAGUCGCAUCAUGGUGGGCUGCCGCAUAUGCCUCACCCGCAACGUCACAUGUUCCCGAGCCGACCGCCCUACCCGGGCAUGAUGCAACAGCAGGCAAAUUUCCCACAUGGAGCAAGAAACGAGGACAUACAGUACGCUUUCGAUGCCUUAUUCAAGGGUCUAAAGUCCAAGAAUCGUGCGGCUAAUUCUUCUCAUAGGGCACCAACUCCUCCAGGCAAGAAGUCAAAGUCUGGGCUUGCUGCCAAUGGGCAUGCUAAGCAGAAAGAGUAUGGUACCCUCCACCGCAUUACUGCGUUUGAAACCAAGUGCUCUCGGAUUGACAAACUUCACAGUACCCCCAAGGCCCCGAAAGCUGCUGCCGAAAAAAAGGGACGCUAUGGUGAUGAGAAGAUCAUGCUCCCUGCACCGCAGCCCACGCAAGAGUAUCUAGAUCAGGCUGCUGGAGAGCCCACCACCACGGACACACCGGGUCAAAUGCUAGUUAUUCUAGAUCUCAACGGCACGGUUCUCUUCCGCCCAAACAGAAACGCCAAGACUAUGAUACAACGCCCUUUCCUGAGGCCUUUCCUGCGCUACCUCUUUGAGAACUUCAAAGUUAUGGUGUGGUCUAGUGCGAGACCGGACAAUGUCAAGGCCCUCGUCAAUCAAGCUCUGGACAACGACCUCCGUUCGAAACUUGUAGCGCAAUGGGCCCGUGAUAGCUUCGGACUCUCGCCGACGAACUACCAGCAAAACGUACAAGUUUACAAAAACUUAAAACUGGUAUGGAGCAGGAGUCAAAUCCAGUCAUUUCAUCCUGACUACGAAGCUGGCACUGGUAAAUUUGGCCAGCACAACACGGUACUCAUCGACGACUCUUCACUCAAAGCGAGCGCUCAGCCACACAACCUCUUGGAGAUACCAGAGUUCUCAGCUACGCCCGAGCAAAUGGAAGGCGAUGUGCUGCGUGAGGUAGCAGGCUACCUAGAGGCAUUGAGAACACAAGCCGAUGUCUCAAGAUUCAUCAGAAAGGAGCCCUUUGCUGCAGACGGACGUUACACAUUCGACUGGCCUGAUGCUGACGCUGGAGGUGGCGAGUUGAUCAACAAGGUUUCUUCUAGUAAUGGCGGCGCAGCUACUACGAGUAAGAAGAAGAACAAGAAGACAAAGGCCAAAGAGGCGGCCGCUGCAGCAAGUAAAACUAACAAUCCUUUGAACCUGACAACUGAUACCCUUGCGAGCGUGUCACUUGGUAAUCCUGCGCUCCAACAACAACAGCAACAACACAUGCAGCAACAGUAG
Molecule: messenger RNA, 1893 nt
Organism: Alternaria burnsii
Lineage: Eukaryota; Fungi; Ascomycota; Dothideomycetes; Pleosporales; Pleosporaceae
Exons: 1
Coding region: 1-1893 (630 amino acids)
Molecular function (GO): phosphoprotein phosphatase activity
Source: RefSeq, a predicted model, not a curated record